AUGGCCAACUUCUUCUUCAUCUCCUCCAUCCAAAUAUUGUCUGGCACGAGGAACACUGCAUCCGCCCAGGUAUCAAUCUUUGGGAAGUUGAGGUCCUUCCUCGGCCUCCCAGCACGCCAUACGACCAUGUUGUAUGCACGAGCGGCCUCCUCGACGGUCAGAGUUCCCAUGGUCGAGAAGAUCUCACCGGAGGGUCAUGGUCAACCACAGACACUACCGGUAUUUAAGGAGACUGUAAAUUUCGAUGAGCAAUAUCCUGAGCUAGCUGAACAGGCAGACCUGAUAUUGAGAAUGUGCCGUGGACAACCCCUGGCAAUUGUCACCACAGCUACCUUCUUGGCAAACCAACCAAAAACCUUGGAGGAGUGGAGAAGAUUUAAUGAGCAAAUCAAUGAUGAGCUGGAGAUGAAUACAGAGGUUGGGGUCAUAAGAGCACUCCUUAGCAAAUGCUACGAUGGCUUACCCUAUCACCUAAAAUCUUGUCUAUUACACAUGUCCAUCUUCCUCCAAGACCAAAAGGUUAGCCGGAGACGGUUGGUGCGGCGGUGGACUGCAGAAGGUUACUCAAGGGUGGUGCGUGCCAGGUCCGUGGAGGAAACGAGAGAGAGCUACUUCAUGGAACUCAUAAGCAGGGGCAUGAUACUACCGACUCAACAAUCAUUUCGUAGCACAAAAGGAAUUGACUCGUGCCAAGUCCAUGAUAUGAUCCGUGGAAUUGGUAAUUCUAAGUCAGUGGAAGCAAAUCUUGUUUUCAGAUUGGAGGAAGGUUGUAGCCUAGACGGAGUGGGCACAGUCCGACACCUUGCUGUAAGUUGGAAUUGGGAGGAAGACCAAAGUGAAUUUGAGAGCAUAGUGGGCAUAUCUCAUACACGGUCAUUGACAAUAUUUGGCAAGUGGAGGCCAUUUUUCAUUUCUGAGAAGACAAGGCUUCUACAAGUACUUGACCUGGAAGACACGUCAGGUCUAGUUGAUCAUCACCUCGAGCAUAUCGGAAUUCUUCUUCACCUAAGAUACCUAUCCCUAAGAGGAUGUCUUCAUAUUUAUCACCUGCCAGGUUCGGUGGGUAACCUAAGGCAACUCCAGACAUUAGAUAUUGCAGGCACAUCCAUAUUCAAGUUACCAGGGAGCAUUGUCAAGCUUAGUAAGCUACAGCAUAUUCUUGCUGGCGCCAUCAGAAAUCAAGAUGACAACGACGACGACUUUGAAACAUCCUUUGAAGAUGUGCCAAAGCUAACGAGGAACAGGCUAUGCUUUUUGACUUGCUCUUCAGUGGCACUAUGUGUGGGAUGCUGCGCAUCUCGCACUGCGUGCUGCUGCUCCAUUUUACCUGCGUUUGCAAGGCACCAAUGUCUACGUGGUGUUGCAGUUCCCAGAGGAUUCCAUAAACUGAAAGCCCUGCACACUCUGGGUGCUGUGAACAUCGCAUCGGGGAAGGCCGCUCUAGAAGACUUGAGCAGACUUGGCGGGCUUCGUAAGUUAAGGGUAACUGGCAUCAACAAGAGAAACAGUAAAGAGUUCUGUUCGACAAUUGCUCAUCUCAGGUGCUUGGAAUCGCUGUCAAUGCAGUCAGCGGGCAAGCCUGGUUUAUCUGCCUGCUUGGAUGGCUUGCGCGCGCCCCCGAAAAACCUCCAGAGCCUCAAGUUUUACGGUAAUAUGGUCACUUUGCCAGGAUGGGUGAAGGGCGAGGGGCUUAAAAAUCUCGUGAAGUUAAAGCUACAGAGCUCAAGGAUGUUGCUAUGUGAUGCUGCCGUAGAAGUCCUUGGGAGUUUGCCAAAACUGGCCAUACUGCGUCUGUGGAAGGAGUCUUUCGAUGGAAAUGAUAUCCGUGUCACUUUCCAUCAGGACACAUUCCCGAGUCUGGUGCUGCUGGAACUGGAUCGGGUCGGUGACCUCAGAUCAGUGAAGUUUGAACAGGGAGCAACAGCUAAGCUAGAGCUGCUGCAGUUUCGUAGUUCGCUUAAAGCAGCACACGUUGGCUUGUUUUCUGGGCUACGAAAUCUUCUGAGCUUCAAGGAAUUUAAGCUUGUGGGUACCUACGAGCACAACUUCGUGGCAGACUUGCAGGAACAGCUUGCAUGUAAUUUCAAUCGUCCUGCCUUCAAGACCUACUGA
Messenger RNA from Triticum aestivum (bread wheat), 2112 nucleotides. RefSeq names its product disease resistance protein PIK6-NP-like. Gene Ontology annotation, biological process: defense response to other organism. Gene Ontology annotation, molecular function: ADP binding. The record is from RefSeq and is a predicted model, not a curated record. Lineage: Eukaryota; Viridiplantae; Streptophyta; Magnoliopsida; Poales; Poaceae. The transcript has 4 exons. The coding region runs from base 1 to 2112 and encodes 703 amino acids.